AUGGACUGCAGCAGCGGAUGCAGCCAUCAGCUGCAGCAGCAGCAGCAGCAGCACAUCGAGUACUCUGUGAGCUAUGUCUACCACUCCCUCUAUGCCUACUUCUCCCGCGACAACGUGGCGCUGCCCGGGUUUGCGGCGUUCUUCAAGGCCGGCAGCGAGGAGGAGCGGGAGCACGCGGAGCUGCUGAUGGACUACCAGAACACCCGCGGCGGCCGCGUGCGCCUGUCGUCCAUCAUGAUGCCCGAGGUGGAGUUCAACCACAUCGAGAAGGGUGACGCCCUGUACGCCAUGGAGCUGGCGCUGUCCCUUGAGAAGCUGAACUUCACCAAGCUGCGGCAGCUGCACGACGUGGCGGACGCUGAGGGUGACGCCCAGAUGUGCGAUUUUGUGGAGGGCGCGCUGCUGGCCGACCAGGUCAAGAGCGUGAAGCAGGUCGCCGAGUUUGUCAGCCAGCUGAGGCGGGUGGGCAAGGGCCUGGGCGUCUACGAGUUUGACCGCAAGCUCGCGGACCUCGUGGCGGCUGGCGGCGUCGCCUAA
Messenger RNA from Monoraphidium neglectum, 537 nucleotides. RefSeq names its product ferritin heavy chain. Gene Ontology annotation, biological process: intracellular iron ion homeostasis; iron ion transport. Gene Ontology annotation, cellular component: cytoplasm. Gene Ontology annotation, molecular function: ferric iron binding; ferrous iron binding. The transcript has 5 exons. NCBI's taxonomy places the organism in Eukaryota, Viridiplantae, Chlorophyta, Chlorophyceae, Sphaeropleales, Selenastraceae. Bases 1 to 537 code for a protein of 178 amino acids. The record is from RefSeq and is a predicted model, not a curated record.